CAGUAUGUAUGACCAACUGUCCCACCCUCAUUGUGACGGUGGGCCUCCCAGCGAGAGGGAAGACCUACAUCUCCAAGAAACUGACCCGCUAUCUCAACUGGAUUGGUGUGCCAACCAAAGGUACUAGGUCAAGUUUUUUCUCUCUCUCACACACGCAUAGACACAAACACACAGGGAAUAGGGUUUACCCUAUAAACAUGUUUAUCUUGACUAAAUGUAUCUCUGUGUUGUUUAGAGUUCAAUGUGGGUCAGUACAGGAGAGAGUGUGUGAAGAUCUACAAGUCUUUUGAGUUUUUCCAUCCAGACAAUGAAGAGGGGCUGAAGAUCAGGAGGUGAGGCUGGAGAAGGGCUGAUGGAUUGAAAUGCAUGGGUCAAGUUAGGUCUAACCCAACACUAUUCACUUAUCUCAUUACAUGCCAAAGUUACAGGGAAUAGGCUCUUUAUUGGGCUCUACUAGGCAGAUACAGUUGAAAGAAAAAAGAGUAGUAGCUAUUUACAUUAAUAUCUACAAAGUGCAUUUUGACCAGUUGCUUUAUAUUAGCAAAGUUUGAAUUCAUUUCAUUCUCAUAGAUCUGUACCUACACUGUCACUUUAAGGAGUUUCCAGUCAUCUUUCUGAUUCUGUUGUGUACGUGUCCACCCAUAGGCAGUGUGCACUGACAGCGCUGAAUGAUGUGCGCCACUACCUGACUGUGGAUGGAGGCCAGGUGGCGGUGAGUAGAGCAGAUCAGGCCCACGGUGACUUUUGUUUGGUUCAUGAUCACAGUGUGAAUGAGGAUGUUGAUGAAUAGUGGGAAAAGGGUGCACAUGCCAAGAAAAGAAAGUUAUUUCUUGCUUGGUAAUUACAUUUACUGAAUGUAUUAAUGUACAUGUAUUCAAAUGCCAGGGCUGGCUUGAAUGUUCAAUUCAAUAUACAGGUAUGUAAUUAAUCUAGGCUACUAUGCAAAGAAAUAACUUGUGUUUUGGCGUGUGCACCCUUUUUCCCCGCUAUUGCUCUUCAGUCUACAAGACUUGUUUGGGUAAGCGCCGCAACUCAUAUACAUGUUCAUGUUUUGCUUGGUGCUGCCGGGACUCCUAACCUGAAUGCAAUGAGGAUGUUGUGACUGACUGGAGUUUGACCUUCCUUACCUCAGGUGUUUGAUGCCACUAACACCACCAGGGAGAGGAGAUGGACCAUCACCAGGUUUGCAGAGCAGAACGGCUUUAAGGUAUGGAACCCCAGGACCAGGCAUUAGUAUCUGUAGUUAUUGUCUAUUCAUUGGCUUCACUACCUUUCGUAUACUGUACAGUAUAUUUCACUGUAUUGUAUUUAUACUAAAUCUUCAUUUUCAACCUCCCAGGUGUUCUUUGUGGAGUCUGUGUGUGAAGACCCUGAUGUCAUUGCGGAGAACAUAGUGGUGAGUGACAUCUCUGCUAUCUUUCAGCACUGUGCAUGUGCCACUGGUUUUAUAAAAGAUCAGACAUGAUCAAAUUUAAUUGCUCAUAAAAUUCAAGACUUCUGCUUUAUAAUUGAUAUUCCUGUGUGACAGGCCUCCUGAUGAAGAAUGUGUACUAUCUUUCUGUUGAUAUGCCCUGGCAAACUUUCAGAAAUGAAGCAAGAUGUUUUUCCUCUCUUUCUCUUUUUCUCGACUCAUUUCCUCUUACUGUCUGUAUUUCCUGUCUGUCCGUGCAGCAAGUGAAGCUGGGUAGUCCUGACUACAUAGAUAGUAAUACAGAGGAGGUCAUCGAGGACUUCAUGAAGAGAAUCAAGUGCUACGAGAACUCUUACCAGCCACUGGACGAGGUUCUAGACAGGUGAGCACACACACACACACACACAUACACACACACACACACUAGUGGUUUCAGAAUAUGCUCUGACAAGAUACUGGACAAGUGAGAAUGCAAACACACACUCAGAAUACACAUGGACAAGGUCAGCAGUCUUUUAAUCUCCUCACACUGCUAUUAGAUCUGAUAGUCACUCAUACUCCAUCCCCUGCCCCAGGGAUCUGUCCUACAUUAAGAUAAUGGACGUGGGCCGGAGGUACCUGGUGAACAGGGUGUUGGACCACAUCCAGAGCCGCAUCGUCUACUACCUGAUGAACAUCCACAUCACACCACGCUCUAUCUACCUGUCUCGCCAUGGAGAGAGUGACCUCAACGUCAAAGGACGCAUCGGAGGAGACUCAGGCCUGUCUGACAGGGGCAAGGAGGUUUGUUGGUUUGUCUGUCUGUCUUUUCGUAAUAAAAAUAUAUACAGUACCAGCAGGGACGGUGUGUUCAUUAGGGCGAUAUGGGCGACGCACUGCCAAACGGGAAAAGGAAGGGAUUUUUUUUCUAAUCAAUUAUAUCACGGCAACAGUAGUUAUUAGUGUUCUAAUCUAGACGUCUGAUCUGCCACUAAAUGUCCAAUCAGGCUAAAGUCGUGCUUCAAAUGGCCCCGCCCGUUUUGGGGCGAUUUCAGUCAGGUUGAAAAUCGCCCAGAAGUGUCUCAUAGCCUCUCAUGUAAAAUCUUUUUUUUUUCAAAUAUCAGAGCUUUCAAUACAAUCUCUAUGGGUUCCGGGAGGGCUUGCACUUACUCGCUUUCGUCAUACGUAACAUAACUAAGAAAAGAGCGGGUAGCAGCGUCAAUCAAGAUGGCUAGCGUUCAGUGCAACUCGAUUGUCUCUUUGAAAGAAGUUCGUUUUUGUCGGCGAACAAAUCAAGAUAAAUUGGCAACGAAACAAUUAGGACCUCCCAGACCAAAUUUAAUAAUUCAACAGGUUUCUACUAAAGGGGGAAAGUCCUACACCCGAGGAUUUUCCAAAAAUUGGGCUGUCAAAGACCCACAUGGAUAGCUGUUUGAGAUUGUCUGCUUUGGGGAGAGUGAACAUUGCCACUCAACUGGAUGAGGGAUACAGGCUAGCUGUCCGCCGCCACAACGAUGAGGUUAGCAAGAACCGCCACAUCCUCAGCCGGCUAAUCCAGUGUGUGAAGUUUUGCGAAGUGUUUGAGUUAGCUUUGCGAGGCAAAGAUGAAACGGAGGGCUCCACCAACCCUGGUAUUUUUCUUGGACUUGUCAACUUUGUGGCACAAUUAGAUGAGGUGUUUGAUGACCAUCUUAAAAAUGCUAAAGUUUUCAAGGGCACAUCAAAGACCAUUCAAAACGAGCUACUGGAGUGUAUGCUAGCUGUCAUGAGGGAACAUAUUGUGGAGGAGGUGAAGUCGGCGAACUUCGUAGCUAUCCAAGCUGACGAGACCACGGACGUUUCUACACAGACACAGCUGGUGCUUGUGCUGAGGUACAUAGAUAGCAAGAAGAUUUUAUUUUUUUCCUGGGGCUUUUUCACAAAAUCAUGCCCCACGUUGACAUUCUGUACCAGAAGCUACAGAAGAAGGACAUCGAUGCUGUCUUCAUCAAACGUGCCCUCGACAGCUUCACAAGGAGUGUGCAGGCCAUAAGGUAAGAUUAAACAAUAUCAUUCGAUCUUUCUCAAAGCAGAGCUUUAUUUGAAAAUGUAUGCAUGAAAGGAGACAUCAUCAUAUUUACAAAUCUAUACAAUUGGCCAGAAUAUGGUUGUUCAUUUUUACAAAGCCAUACAGAUAGCUGUGUUUACCUUUUCUAUAAAUUAUUUUCAAAUUCUGUUUUCAGGCAAAAUGUCUAUCACUGUUCAUUUUCACAAAUCUAUACAAGAGGGAAGAAUAUGGAAGUCUAUAAAAAUUUCUUAUUACCAAUAACUUGCAUCAAUGUUUUCAGUAGCCUCUAUCAAAAGCUCCUGCUUGCUUGUUGUGAAUUAUGCUCAGGUGCACAUAUUUCCAAUUCAACCAUGAGGCCUUUUUGAAGCAAGUAAUGUGUAUAUCAGUAUUGACUUAUAUGCUGCCCCUGUCUUCAUGUUGUUGCUGGACAUAUCUUUUUUAAAAUGUGUGUAGGUCACCUAAAUCAUCAGAAAAAUUGCCCCCCCUGAGAAUUUUUUCAGGAGCCGCCACUGAGUACCAGUCAAACAUUUUGACACACCUACUCAUUCCAGGGUUUUUCUUUAUUUUUACUAUUUUCUACAUUGUAGAAUAAUAAUGAAGACCUCAAAACUAUGAAAUAGCACAUAUGGAAUCAUGUGCUAACCAAAAAGUGUUAAACAAAUCAAAAUAUUUUUGAGAUUCUUCAAAGUAGCCACCCUUUGCCUUGAUGACAGCUUUGUACACUCUUGGCAUUCUCUCAACCAGCUUCAUGAGGUAGUCACCUGGAAUGCAUUUCAAUGAACAGGUGUGCCUUGUUAAAAGGUAAUUUGUGGAAUUUCUUUCCUUCUUAAUGCAUUUGAGCCAAUCAGUUGUGUUGUGACAAGGUAGGGGUGGUAUACAGAAAAUAACCCUAUUUGGUAAAUGACCAAGUCCGUAUUAUGGCAAGAACAGCUCAAAUAAGCAAAGAGAAACGACAGUCCAUCAUUACUUUAAGACAUGAAGGUCAAUCAGUCCGGAAAAUGUCAAGAACUUUGAAAGUUUCUUCAAGUGCAUUUGCAAAAACCAUCAAGCGCUAUGAUGAAACUGGCUCUCUUGAGGACGGCCACAGGAAAGGAAGACCCAGAGUUAGCUCUGCUGCAGAGGAUAAGUUCAUUAGUGUUAACGGCACCUCAGAUUGCAGCCCAAAUAAAUGCUUCACAGAGUUCCCAAACACAUCUCAACAUCAACUGUUCAGAGGAGACUGUGUGAAUCAGGCCUUCAUGGUCAAAUUGCUGCAAAGAAACCACUACUAAAUGACACCAAUAAGAAGAAGAGACUUGCUUGGGCCAAGAAACACGAGCAAUAGACAUUAGACCGGUGGAAAUCUGUCCUUUGGUCUGAUGAGUCCAAAUUUGAGAUUUUUAGUUCCAACCGCUGUGUCUUUGUGAGACGCAGAGUAGGUGAACGGAUGAUCUCCGCAUGUGUGGUUCCCACCGUGAAGCAUGGAGGAGGAGGUGUGAUGGUGUGGGGGUGCUUUGCUGGUGACACUGUCAGUGAUUUAUUUAGAAUUUAAGGCACACUUAACCAGCAUGGCUACCACAGCACACCAAGUGUUUAACACUUUUUUUGGUUACUACAUGAUUCCAUAUGUGUUAUUUCAUAGUUUUGAUGUCUUCACUAUUAUUCUACAAUGUAGAAAAUAGUCAAGAUAAAGAAAAACCCUUGAAUGAGUAGGUGUGUCCAAACUUUUGACUGGGACUGUAUGUAACAUCAUCUUUCUCUCCCUUGCCUGUUGGUCAGUUUGCAAAGAGUCUGGGGAAGUUUAUCCAGGAGCAGAACAUUAAGGAUCUGAAGGUGUGGACCAGCCAGAUGAAGAGAACCAUCCAGACAGCUGAGGCCGUGGCUGUGCCCUACGAGCAGUGGAAGGCUCUCAACGAGAUAGAUGCUGUAAGUCUGUGUGUGUGUGUGUAUGCAACAUGUGUUUGUAUUUUGGCCUAAAAUAUGAAUUGAAUGUAUCCUUUUAAUUUCAAUGAUAUUGAUGUCUCCUAAGCCUGCUGUUAAACAGGCUUUUUGUUUUUCGCUGCGUGUGUGUUUUGACUAUUGAUAUUUUGUUUGUAUUUAUACUUUCAUAGAUCUACACUGUAUCUACGAUUAUGCUCCAAGUCAGCCAAAGUGAUUGGUGGUUCCCACUUCCCAUGUCUCCUAACCCUGCUGUUAAACAACUUGUUGUUUUGCUUUGUCUCCCCCUCCCAGGGUGUGUGUGAAGAGAUGAUGUAUGAGGAGAUCCAGGGACAUUUCCCUGUGGAGUUUUCACUUAGAGACCAGGACAAAUACCGCUACCGCUACCCUAAAGGAGAGGUGAGUCCAUCACAGCACAAACACUGACUGACAUCUCAAAGUGUGUGUGUUAACAGGCCUCUGAUUGUCCCCUCAGUCCUAUGAGGACCUGGUGCAGCGGUUGGAGCCAGUCAUCAUGGAGCUGGAGAGGCAGGAGAACGUCCUGGUCAUCUGUCACCAGGCUGUCAUGCGCUGCCUGCUCGCUUACUUCCUGGAUAAGAGCGCAGGUACCGUAUAUAACUUUUUUUUUUUAAACACCCCCCAGUAUUACAGCUUAAUUCCUACUAUUCAAUAACAAACUGAGCAUAUAGGAGAGUGAGUGUUCUGCAUGCGCUGUUCAUCAGUCAUGAUCAGAUAAGCAUUGGUAUAUGAUUUCAGUAGCUCUAACACAACUCAAUUGAAUCCAUUUAGGCUAUUACGACAUUGUUCUGUUUUUGUUCUUCAGAGGAGCUGCCUUACCUGAAGUGCCCUUUGCACACUGUACUGAAGCUGACCCCUGUGGCUUAUGGUGAGUACACUAUUAUCAAUAACUGUACUAUAUAUGCCAGUGAAACUGAAUAUCAUGCACUCAGAAAUGUAAUUCCUCUGCUGGAGGUGUAAAACACGAAAGGGAACAUAUUUCAAUAUGUUAUGCUCUUGUGAAGGCUGGUUGAAUUCUGGCAAAGAGUAUGUUCUUUUAUCUCAGCAUGUCUACAGAUUCUCCCUUCUCCCUGUUUUUGUUUGCUUGGAAGUGUAGAUACUGGAGACAGAAGAAACUGUUUAACCUAGCAUUUAUAGCGGCUAAGAAAUGCAUUGCCAUUAAUUGGAAGGUUGGUUAUACUCCCACAAUGUCACAAUGGAUGGCAGAAAUGUCAAGUUAUAUAUCACUAGAUUUGAUUUAUUACAAGAUUAAGGGUAUACUGUGCAACUUUCAUAAGGUCUGGAUGCCUUAUAUGGAAUACUGUACGACAAAAGGAGUCUAUUGAAAACAUGCCCACGUCAGGGGAGAUACCUAUUUAGACAAUCCCUAGCUGCUGGGCUGCUCAGUUCUGGCCCUGGGGGUCUGCUGUACUGUUGGUUGUCACUCUGGCCUAACACACCUGAAACCAAUAAUUAAUGGUUCACUAAGAUCCUAAAGCUGAGUGGGGUGUGUUGGGUUGGGGCGCUGCAGGGCGGUGGACCCCUAGGGGCAGGACGGGGAGAUCCAGCUAUAUUGUGUGCAAGUAAAAAGAGCUCUACAGUACUAUUAGACCUAUGAUAUGAAUUACAGUGCCAUCUGUAAUUAUUGGGUGAGUGAAGCAUUUUGUCUUAUUUUGGCUCUAUACGACAAAAUUUUGGAUUUGAAAUCAACCAAUGACUAUGAAGUUAUUUUCAUCCAAAUCGGGUGGACCGUUUAGAAAUUACAGCACUUUUUGUACAUAGUCCCCACAUUUUAGGGGAGCAAAAGUAUUGGGACAUUCACUUUUAUGUGUAUUAAAGUAGUAAAAAGGUAAGUAUUUGGUCCCACAUUCAUAGCACUCAAUAACUACAUCAAGCUUGUUGGAUGCAUUUGCUGUUUGUUUUGGUUGUGUUUCAGAUUUUGUGCCCAAUAUAAAUUAACGGUAAAUAAUGUAUUGCCAUUUUGGAGUCACUUUUAUUGUAAAUAAGAAUAUAGAAUGUUUCUAAAUACUUCUACAAUGUGGAUUCUACCAUGAUUACGGAUAAUCCUAAAGGAAAAGUUAGACGCAGAAAUAUCAUACCCCAAAACAUGCUAACCUCUCACCAUUACAAUAACAGGCGGAGGUUUGGGGGGCAUGAUAUUUCUGCGUCUAUAACUCUCGGACUCAUCAUUAUUCACGAUUCAUUCAGGAUUAUCCAUGAUCAUGGUUGCAUCCACAUUCAUGUAGAAGUGUUUAUAAACAUAUUCUGUUCUUAUUUACAUAUAUUUUUUAAAGUGACCCCAAAAGGGCCAUAUUAGAUUGUGUACAAAUGCAGGAAAUGAGCUUUAGAUGCCCAAAAUAUUCUGAGGGAGGACCCCAAGACCCACCGCCAGGUUAUGUCCCCCCCACUUCUAUACUGAACAAAAAUAUAAAUGCAACAUGUAAAGUGUUGGUCCUAUGUUUCAUUGAGCAGGUGUGGCAUAUCAACAAGCUGAUUAAACGGCAUGAUCAUUACACAAGUACACCUUGUGCUGGGGACAAUAAAAGGCCAUUCUAAAAUGUGCAGUUUUGUUACACAACACAAUGCCACAGAUGUCUCAAGUUUUGAGGGAGCGUGCAAUCGGCCUGCUGACUGCAGGAAUGGCCACCAGUGCUGUUCCAGAGAAUUUAGUGUUAAUUUCUCUACCAUAAGCCGCCUCCAACGUCGUUUUAGAGAAUUUGGCAGGACGUCCAACAGGCCUCACAACCACAGACCAUAUGUAUGGCGUUGUGUGGGCGAGCGGUUUGCUGAUGUCAACGUUGUGAACAGAGUGCUCCAUGGUGGUGGUGGGGUUAUGGUAUGGGCAGGCAUAAGCUACGAACAACAAACACAAUUGCAUUUUAUUGAUAGCGAUUUGAAUGCGCAGAGGUACCGUGACGAGAUCCUGAGGCCCAUUGUCGUGCCAUUCAUCCGCCGCCAUCACCUCAUGUUUCAGCAUGAUAAUGCACGGCCCCAUGUCGCAAGGAUCUGUACACAAUUCCUGGAAAUUGGAAAUGUCCCAGUUCUUCCAUGGCCUGCCUACUCACCCAUUGAGCAUGUUUGGGAUGCUCUGGAUCAACGUGUACGACAUUGUGUUACAGUUCCCGCCAAAAUCCAGCAACUUUGCACAGCCAUUGAAGAGGAGUGGGACAACAUUCCACAGGCUGCCAUCAACAGCCUGAUCAACUUUAUGCAAAGGAGAUGUCGUGCUGCAUGAGGCACAUGGUGGUCACACCAGAUACUGACUGGUUUUCUGAUCCACGCCUCUACCUUUUUUUUAAGGUAUCUGUGACCAACAGAUUCAUAUCUGUAUUCCCAGUCAUGUGAAAUCCAUAGAUUAGGGCCUAAUGAAUUAUUACAAUUGACUGAUUUCCUUAUAAGAACUGUAACUCAGUAAAAUCUUUGAAAUUGUUGCAUUUUGUAUUUUUGUUCAGUAUAAAACCAAAGUUGCGCCCCUGCUUUAUUCCAUGCAUAUUUACUCCAAUGACAUGUAUUUAUCCAUUUGAUUCGGAACACCUGGGUACUUGUGAUCCAGUUCAGUCAAGUUCAAUACCACUGUAAAACAAAACAUUUCACUGCACUUAUAUUUUAUGUAGUGUUGAUCUGUGUAUUAAACACAGUGUACUGCUGCUGCUCUCUAGUGGUCUGACGAAGGAAUAUAAAAAUGAAUCGUCCCUCAAAUCUCUUUCCUUUCUAUUGUUUUGGUUUGUCUCCCGUCCUGUCCAUGUAGGCUGUAAAGUAGAGUCUGUCUGGUUGAAUGUGGAAGCUGUGAACACCCACAGGGACAAGCCA
This is a messenger RNA of Coregonus sp. 'balchen', 9161 nucleotides long. Lineage: Eukaryota; Metazoa; Chordata; Actinopteri; Salmoniformes; Salmonidae. The record is from the annotation of a GenBank genome assembly.